Rotaria sp. Silwood1 is the source of this 2506-nucleotide messenger RNA. NCBI's taxonomy places the organism in Eukaryota, Metazoa, Rotifera, Eurotatoria, Philodinida, Philodinidae. The record is from the annotation of a GenBank genome assembly.
ACCCACACCCACAUCCACACUCACACCCACACCCAUACCCACACCCAUUAUUAGGCAAAAUUUGUUUUUAACGAGGCGCGAAACUACAAUACGAUUUUUAUAUUAAUAAAUGUAAUCAUCGUAACAAACAUUUUGAGUGCAUUGACAUCGUAAAACGAUAUUGAAAAAUAUUUUUAUAAACAAGCAAGUCAAUUGAUUCUUUUUCAUAAAUGGAACGACUUCACCGCAUUGAUACCACUUCACUGAAGCGGAUUCCGAAUCAGUCUUUUGAGUAGCUAAUUCGUCCCAAGACAAUGUGACAAAUAAUUAGUGCAAAAAAAUGUAUGUUGACUUAAUAUGUCUCGAUAAAUGAUGAAAAUCUGAGGUGUACAUAUAGGUAAAUUCUUAUGAAGAAUUGCAUAUAUUUCCGUUCGAAAAAAACGGAGAAACUGCAUGUCUUGGGUGUGGGGUGUAGGAUGUGGGUGUGGGUGAGUCGAAGGUCCACACCUCACACCCCACGCCCACACCCAAGCUUGGCGACGGCAAAGAAGAUAAAGACUUUUUGGGCUGUUUGUGACAAAUUUUAUUCUCUUGAUUGUUUCAAUGAGAAGCAUUAUCCCACUAAAUAAAAGAUUCAAAAAGCGAAGAUAGAAAAUGUCACAUUUGGUAUAUCUUCUUGCCUGAGAAAAAGGGAAAACUAAGUGUCUUCCUAAGAAGAUACUUCUUGAAUAUAGUGAGACCGACCGGUGGAUCUCAUUGCCUGGAAUGUGUUAAUCAUUUAACACAUGAUUGAAAUUGAAUGUUUCAAAUAUAAAAGUAAGGAUAUUAAUUUACUGACUUAUAUUUUGCAAAAUAAUCAAAAUCACUUAAUGAAAGUGAUGUCAACAUGACUAAACUAAUGCAAUGGUUUUGAUGUUUCCAUAUUAACGAAAAGCAUGAACUUUUUCGUAUGAAAAUUCCGAACUUUUGGGUGCAUAUGGGUGUGAAGAGAAUCGAAAAUCACACACACUUAAGCAAUUUCAUCUGUCAAGUGAUUUAGCACUUCACAAGUUUUUACCUAUUGGACUUUAUUGAACUGAACUCCAAAGAACAAAGAACAACAAAACAUAAUUGCUCUCUUGUCCAAUUACGCCAUCUAACUGUUUCUCAAGUUUAGUGGUUGAUCAUAUUUACUAAUUGAAUUUCUUUUCUGUCAAUGUCGCCAUAUGCGGCAUAUAUUCUAGCAACAAAAAUCGAACUCUGAUGUCGAACAGAAAACGUCAGAAAAUAACAAGAACCAGUCAAGAGAGUAAAAUGUAAGUAACAGUAAUUAUUGUUUUCUUACCUACCUGUUCAUUUAAACUCAUUUUUUGGCAGUUUUACAUCUACAAAAUUUGAAGAUUUACCAAAUGAGUUGAUAUUAUUGUGUUUUAAUUAUUUUGAUUUCUAUCAACUAUAUGAAACAUUUUUUUGUUUAAAUCAACGUUUCAACAAAUUAAUUCUAUAUGAUACACAAAUUCAUGUUGAUUUUGGUUCAAUUCCAAAUGGAAAAUUUUUAACAUUUUGUUUUAAUUUAAAUCAGUUAACAAAUACAAGUAAAAAUUAUCCAUUAUCAAUUCGACUUGAUGAUGAAUAUCAAUUUAAUAUAUUUUUCGAAGAUGAUUUAUUUAAAGAUAAAUUUUCUAAACUCAAAUCAUUAAUAAUAAAUAAUAUAACACCUGCAAGAUUAAAUAACAUAAUAUUUGACAAAAAGAUAAAAUUAUAUGAAACAUUAGAACGAUUAAGUUUAAUGGAAGAUAUCAGUGGAGAAGACUAUGAAAUAGAAGAAUUAUGUAAUAAUUUAAUAUCACCAAAAAUGAAAUCAUUAAAAUAUUUGAAUUUGAAUUUUGAAAUACACGAGUGUGAAUGUGAACAUGGUAUCCACGAACCUAAAGAUUAUGUCGAUUUGAAUUUUGAAGAAUUGUCGAUAAUAAAAAACUCAUUAAAUAAUUUAGAAACAAUUAUUAUUGGUUAUAUUCCUAAAAAUGAUCGUGAUUUUUCAACAACAAGAACAUCGUUUUAUUCAUUGGCUGAAAAGUUAUUACCUUGUCUACCAAAAUUAAAGAAUUUAAUUAUAAAUUCAGUUUAUUUAGAUGACUAUGAUUAUCAAUACUAUAAACGUAAAACAUCGUCAGCUGAAGAAAAAAAAUUUAUUAUUCCAUCAAAUUUAAAAUUAAUAAAAAUUUGGACCAUUUUUUCAUCAUCGUUAAUUUGUUUAUCAUUUGAUUUAGUUGAUUUGAAUAUUGAAACUGAAGAUGAAUUUCCAUUUAAUAGUAUCAAAUUUCAACAAUUGUUAGAAUCAAUGAGAGAACUUAAAAAAUUUUAUCUCUAUGCUAAAUUAUAUACGAAUUCUUAUAAUGCUAAUCAUAUUCUAUCAAAGUUUAAAAAUCAAUAUUAUCUUGAUUAUAAUUUAUCAUUUCGAAUGCAUUUAAAUUAUUUUUAUACAUUACCAUUUCAUUUUGAUCAUCUUUAUGAAAUUUAUAAUAAUUUUAAUGAUGUUAAAUCUUGA